Molecule: messenger RNA, 1848 nt
Organism: Aspergillus calidoustus
Lineage: Eukaryota; Fungi; Ascomycota; Eurotiomycetes; Eurotiales; Aspergillaceae
Source: the annotation of a GenBank genome assembly
AUGGCUAGCCACAUAAUCGGAAACCGCAAUAGCACCCCGGAAGCCUCCAAGUCCUCGCUUCGUCCGCCUUCGUCGUCUCGAAACCUGGCUACUCACCAGCUUCGGGCAUCCGCCGACAUGUCGGGGUUCCCUUCCCCUCUCUCGUCUCGCAGCAUUCGCCCUGCAUCCGAGGUGUACUUCAACCAGCAGGCUCAGACGCCUAGCAACACCGAUGACCCCCUCGAUCGGGCAGCACAACAGUGGCUGGCGGACAUUGACCAGUAUGAGACCACACUGGAGGAAAUGGCUGCGGCCACGCUGGACCAGGACUUUAAGGAUGAGCUUAGUGCCAUCGAGCAAUGGUUUCGUGUGCUGAGUGAAGCGGAGCGUACCGCAGCUCUGUACGCUCUGCUGCAGCAGACCACCCAGGUGCAGAUUCGUUUCUUCAUCCAGGUUCUGCAGCAGAUGGCUAAAAGCCACCCCAUGUCGGGUCUGCUUUCUCCUGCCAACUUUGGAGAAAAAGAUGCCAUGUCCAACCGUCUGAAUGAUGCCAUGUCAAAGCUUAAUGUGGAUACCUCUCGCAACUCUCUCGGUCGUCCUCCACCCUCGCCUGGUGCCAAACGCAAUUCUGGCCUCGAUUCGUCUACGAUAAAUGCCAUGUUCCCUGAUGCAGCUGCUGCCAUUGCAAAGAAAAAGGCCGAGUUUACCCAGCAGACUGGAAACGCUCCCCCGUCGAACAGGAACAGUGCUGUCUUUGGUGACCGCACUUCGUUUGUCGCGCCUACUAUCUCCGCUCCUGACAACAGUUCGGACAAUCUGUCCCAGCCACCUGUGUCGCCUUGGGCUCAACGCGGUGCGUCAGAGCCUCAGCCACCGAUUGCUCGGCCCAAGUCCUCGUCAGGCCAGCAGCCUAUGGGUCAAUUCAGCCAAUCUGGCCUGCGUUCUCCCCUUCCCACUUCGCAGACCGCGACGAUCCCUGCCCCCGAAAUUGAGGCGCCGCUGCUGUCGCCGUAUAAUGUUGGAAAUGCCAGCUGGGCUUCCAUGACCAACACACCCAUGACGGCAACAUUCGGUCACCAGCUUGGAGGCCCCCACCAACACGCCUCUCAAGCUGACAUGGUGGCCAAUGCCACCGCGAUGAAGCUCGCUGCGCUUUCGACGGUGAACAACCGCAUUGCGCUGGACGAUGCUCGCAAGUAUCGUCGGGCUCGGUCGAAUGACGGCCAAGGAAAGAACACCGCGGGCAAUCCUUCAAUUCCACACGGUGGGUUGGCCAGCCCUGGUCUUCCACCUGGCGCCAAUCAUCUCGUCGCUGGGCAGCUUUUGAAUGCCCAACAACUCGCUGCCCUUCAGGCACAGCAGCAAGCCGCAAUGGCAGGUCGUCGAUCUCGACCGACAUCACCCGGCAUUGCCAUGCAAGGCGGAGCACUGGGACCCAUGGCAUUCACCUCGCCUCAGAAUAACGGGUUCUUGGCUGCCUAUGAUCCAAACAAUCCCCUCAUGGGCAACGGCCUUGGUGCGCUCAGCAUCGGACAAUUCGGCCUCGGGGGUCACGAGGGCUAUCUCUCAGACCACUCGGAGGUCGCUCGUGGGCGCUCUCCGCGCGGUCGUCGUGGCAGCUCGAAACCCCCAGAGGAUCCUACCGACCCGGCCCUCCUCAAGGAUAUCCCCAGCUGGCUGCGAUCGUUGCGAUUGCACAAGUACACUGAUCACCUCAAGGACCUGAAGUGGAGUGAAUUGGUUGAACUCAGUGACAAGCAAUUAGAGGAGCGUGGUGUCAAUGCACUUGGAGCUAGGAACAAGAUGCUCAAGGUCUUUGAGCAGGUUAGGGAAGCCAAAGCCGAGGGCAAACUCGACAACGUCGCAUGA